AUCGUCGGCAGACACAAAACCCACGACGAGGUGGCGAUAUAAGUUGCGGGUUCGUCGAGGGCCCAACCGCAGUUGUGUGACCGCGUUCGGCGGACGAGCACGGAAAUCAAGACAGCUGGACAGUCGGACAGUCGGACAGCCAGACAUUUGGAUUUGUGCAUUACCUUAGAUAGUUACAGUUCGUAAUUUAGUCGCGGCCCGUGACAGUGAAUCGAAAGCCUCGAAAGAUAAGGCCUGUGUUCCGGGAAAAGUGACACCCAAUGCAAAGUGAAAUCAUGGGGAAACCGUGUCGCAACUCUACGUUGGCAAUUGUCAUUGCCCAGAUCUUGAUUUGUGCUUCGGUUGCCUUGGCCCAAGAUUUUGGCUAUGAUGGCAGACAUGGACCUGCGCAUUGGAGCGAAGAUUACGCAAAAUGCAGUGGAAAGCACCAGAGUCCCAUAAAUAUCGACUUGGUUAACGCCGUGGAGAGAAGAUUUCCCAGGCUGGAUUUCUAUAAUUUUCAUGUGCAGCCGGAAUCCAUUCAAAUGUCCAAUAAUGGACACACAGUGCUGGUGAAGAUGUCCUACGAUGAGGAUAAAAUUCCGAUUGUGAGGGGAGGUCCUUUGGCGGAGAAAACUCCUUUGGGCUAUCAGUUCGAGCAGUUCCACUUCCAUUGGGGCGAGAACGACACAAUUGGCAGCGAGGAUCUGAUCGAUAACCGGGCUUAUCCCGCCGAGCUUCAUGUGGUGUUGAGAAAUCUGGAUUAUCCUGAUUUUUCUAGCGCUCUGGAUAAGGAUCACGGAAUUGCAGUAAUGGCCUUCUUCUUCACGAUAAGCAAUAGGUCCACUGGCGGUUAUGAGGAUUUCACUAACUUGCUUUCCCAGAUUGAUAGAAAAGGCAAAUCUGUGAAUAUGACAAACACACUUCCCCUCGCAGAAUUUGUCUCGAGUUAUUUGGAGAGCUACUACACCUACACUGGUUCUCUGACGACUCCGCCUUGCAGUGAGGAAGUCACUUGGAUCGACUUCACAGUUCCCAUCGACAUUACGGAGCAGCAGCUGAAUGCCUUCCGUCUGCUGACAGCCAACGAUGACCAUCUGAAGAACAACUUCCGACCCAUCCAGCCGCUGAACGAUCGCACCGUGUACAAGAACUUUAUUAAAGUGCCGGUGAACAACAUGGGCUCGAUUCCAUUGGUGAAUGCUGAAAACGCGGCAGGAAACUGGAGGCCCCUUUCGCUGGCAGUCCUGCUUUCCGGCUUCGUCCUCGCAGCGCUGUCAAGGACCUCGGCUAUUAGUGGUUUUUAAUUAGAGUUCUGCGGCGGGGAUUCGAAGGUUAAAUCGUUAAAUGCCUAGCAUGCGCUUAGGCGUCCAAUUAAGCGCUGUAAUUUACAUUUUCCGCUUCUGUUCGUCGACGCUCUGUUUGUUGUUUAAACACGGUUGCCGGUAAUUUCCCCGGCAUGGGCACGAACUCCUGCCGGCAGGACACCAAUAUAUCUACGGGUAAACAAACCGAACGGACGGACGGACAGAUGGGGGAAAAUUAUUAAACGCAAAUGGGCGAGGCUUCAGCUGGCACGAUACCCUAACUCAUCAAUUAUGCAGCACCUCGCACAGGAAUUGUCAACCCAAUCGCAUCCGAGCAAAGAGACCUGUCAGUGCGAGGGGUUCGGACCCACUUUGAUUGCACAUUGUGAUUUUAAACGCUUGGCACAAGCAAGGCUUUUAUUUGUGUACCGUAGGCUUAAGACCUGUAAACAUGGCACUGUAAUUGUUUUGUUGUUAAAAUGUAUUUGUUUGAACAGUCAGAAUAAUAAGAAUCCCUUAUUAUUAGUACUUUUAAAUUAUUAAUAAUGUAUUAUGUAUUAUAAUGUAUUUAUUUUUAUUAUUGAUAAGCGUAAUAAAACCUUUUUUUGUAAAAGUAA
Messenger RNA from Drosophila ficusphila, 1903 nucleotides. RefSeq names its product carbonic anhydrase 2 (gene CAH2). Bases 261 to 1286 code for a protein of 341 amino acids. Lineage: Eukaryota; Metazoa; Arthropoda; Insecta; Diptera; Drosophilidae. The transcript has 4 exons. The record is from RefSeq and is a predicted model, not a curated record. Gene Ontology annotation, molecular function: zinc ion binding; carbonate dehydratase activity. Gene Ontology annotation, cellular component: cytoplasm.